CAAAGGGGGAGGAAAAUGAGGCUGGCCAGCAUUCUUCUCAUUUAAGGCUGUAACUACGGUCGGGGCUGGGUCUGCAGGCUGCUCACAGGGAGAGGCACGCUGGUCUUCAUGGUGGAGCACUGAUAACCUUUCUUUUGGCUCCUUCUCUUGCUCGGCACACGAGGGAGGCUCAUGUCUGUCUUCUAGACAUGAUGAGCUUUGUGCAUUUAAGGACCUUCCUUUUUCUGGGGUUCUCCAUCGCUCAGGUUGUGAUUGUUACAUGUCAGGAUGGGAACAGUGGAGACGACCUGACCUGCACGACAGAUGGCGAGGUUUACACGAACAAGGACAUCUGGAAGCCAGAGCCUUGUCGAAUCUGCGUGUGCGACAACGGCCAGGUCCUCUGUGACGAGAUCCAGUGCGAUGAGUUGAGUAACUGUGAGAAGAUGAUCAUCCCCGAGGGCGAGUGCUGCCCUGUUUGUCAGUCUAACCCUUCCACCGGUGGAGGGACAGGCACCUAUGAUGGAACCCGGAUCUAUAAGGGUCAGAAGGGGGAACCUGGAGACGUCCCGAUUGUGACUGGCAUAAGAGGCCGCCCUGGACCUAUGGGACCUCCCGGCUCUCCAGGUGACAGAGGACCACGUGGAAACAAAGGAAGACCUGGUCUGCGAGGCCCUGCGGGCUAUGAUGGAGAGCCUGGUGUGCCAGGUCAGCCUGGAGAACCAGGACCUCCAGGACAUCCUACACACCCAGGGGGUAUUGGCUCCCAGAUUGCUGGAGUUGAUGGUAAAACAGGACCCCAAGCUAUGUUAACUGGCUCAAGGGGAGAAGCUGGAGCAAGAGGACCUCCUGGACCAAAUGGUGCACCUGGUCAACCUGGACCCCAAGGACCCCAUGGAGAUGUCGGUGAUCCUGGACAGAUGGGUUCAGCUGGCCAAAGGGGACCGGAGGGCCCUCCAGGGAAACCAGGUGAAGAUGGGGAAGCAGGCAAAUCAGGAAACCCUGGUGAAGUUGGUUUCCCUGGAUCAGCAGGAGCUAGAGGGUUUCCCGGUACACCUGGACCUCCUGGAUUGAAGGGUCACAGAGGCCAUUCUGGACCAAUUGGUCAAAAAGGUGAAACUGGAGCUGUUGGAUCCAAGGGGGCUACAGGGCCUCCAGGUCCAAUUGGAGGACCGGGACCCAUGGGUCCUGCAGGAAUGCCAGGAGAGAGAGGCCGCUCUGGACCCAGUGGUGUAGCUGGAAAGCGUGGUACCCCUGGUAACGUUGGGAAACCAGGUCCAAUGGGUCCCCUGGGUCUGAGUGGUCCACCUGGCUAUCCAGGAGCACCAGGAAUGAAGGGACAACCUGGUCCCACUGGAGUCCGUGGUCCUGAGGGCCCGCAGGGACAAAGAGGAGAGACAGGUCAUCAGGGAAGAGCUGGACCAGUUGGACUCACGGGACCCACAGGUACAGAUGGUGGCCCAGGUUCCAAAGGACCAGUGGGUAAUCGUGGAACCCAAGGUCCAGGUGGUCAUUCUGGACCUCCUGGCCCACCAGGACCUCAGGGAAGCACUGGGCAGCCUGGUAUAAAAGGACAACUGGGAGAUGUUGGUGUACCAGGAUUUAAAGGAGAAGCUGGACCCAAAGGAGAACCCGGUCCAUCAGGUUCCCAGGGAGUACUUGGACCUCAGGGUGAGGAAGGAAAGCGAGGACUACGUGGAGACCCUGGAUCGGUUGGCCCUCCUGGCCCCGUCGGUGAGAGAGGAGCUCCUGGCAACAGAGGAUUCCCUGGUGCUGAUGGGAUGCCAGGACCUAAGGGAGCGCAAGGAGAUCGAGGAAUAUCUGGGCCACCAGGACCUAAAGGUUCUCUAGGCGAUCUCGGCCGCCCAGGAGAACCUGGUCUACCAGGUGCAAGGGGUCUUACUGGCACCCCUGGGGUUCAAGGGGCAGAGGGAAAGCCAGGACCACUGGGUGCGCCAGGUGAAGAUGGUCGCCCAGGCCCAGCAGGGUCAAUUGGAAAUAGAGGCCCAGCAGGAACAAUGGGAGUACCAGGUCCCAAAGGUUUUAGUGGGGACCCAGGAAAAACUGGUGAACAAGGUUCUGCGGGGGUUCCAGGUCAAAGAGGUCCCCCUGGAAAAGAUGGAGAGGUUGGUCCAGCUGGGCCCCCUGGACCACCAGGUGUUGCUGGAGAGAGAGGGGAGCAGGGACCUCCAGGUGUAAAUGGAUUCCAGGGCUUGCCUGGAAAUCAAGGUCCCCCUGGUGAAUCUGGAAAACCAGGCGAUCAAGGAAUUCCUGGAGAGCUUGGUGCUGUGGGUCAAAUUGGACCAAGGGGUGAGCGUGGAAUUCCUGGGGAGAGAGGGGAGCUGGGUCCAACAGGUCUACAAGGACCUAAAGGAAUCCCUGGUGCACCUGGACCAGAUGGGCCAAAGGGUAGCCCUGGUCCCCCUGGUGCACUUGGUGAUGUGGGUCCACCUGGUCUUCAAGGAAUGCCAGGAGAAAGAGGUAUCUCUGGUCCCCCCGGGCCUAAAGGAGACAGAGGAGCAAUUGGUGAGAAAGGAUCAGAAGGAACACCUGGAAACGAUGGCGCUAGAGGGGCUCCAGGUCCUGUUGGUCCACUAGGACCUGCUGGACCCAGUGGUGAAAAGGGAGAACCGGGACCCAAAGGACCCUCAGGGCCUCCAGGAUCCAGAGGAAUGCAUGGAGCAAGAGGAGACCCUGGCCCAAUAGGUGCUGUUGGAUUUGCUGGCCCCCCUGGCCCGGAUGGCCAACCAGGAGUCAAGGGAGAGCCUGGAGAGCCAGGCCAGAAAGGAGAUGCUGGAUCACCAGGACCUCAGGGUUUGGCUGGCACUCAUGGGCCUCCUGGGCCAGGUGGUGUCGCUGGACUGAAAGGUGGAAGAGGAACACAGGGUGCACCGGGUCCCACUGGUUUCCCUGGAUCUGCAGGAAGAGUUGGACCACCGGGUCCAACUGGUCCAAUAGGAGAACCUGGACCUCUGGGACCUCCUGGGAAAGAGGGUCCUCCAGGUCUACGUGGAGAUCAUGGUGCCCCUGGGCGACAAGGAGAAAGAGGACCACCAGGACCACCUGGGAGCCCAGGAGACAAAGGGGACUCUGGAGAAGACGGACCAACGGGUCCUGAUGGCCCUCCAGGUCCCGCGGGAACUACAGGUCAGAGAGGCAUUGUGGGUCUUCCUGGCCAGAGAGGAGAGCGUGGUAUGCCUGGCCUUCCAGGACCAGCGGGCCCACCAGGGAAACAGGGAUCUCCAGGACCAGCUGGAGAUAAAGGCCCCUCAGGUCCAGUUGGAGCACCUGGUGCUAAUGGACCUCGUGGUGAUCCUGGUCCUGAUGGUCCGGCAGGAUCUGAUGGACCCCCAGGAAAGGACGGCGUUCUUGGACAAAGAGGAGACCGAGGAGAUUCUGGCCCAGAGGGUCUGAUUGGACCACAGGGACUUCCCGGCCCUCCAGGUCCAGUUGGUGCACCAGGUGAUGGUGGCAAGAGAGGAGAGGCUGGCUCGAGAGGACCCGUAGGUCCACCUGGCUCUGCUGGAAAAAGAGGACUAGUGGGACCUCAAGGACCAAGAGGUGAUAAGGGUGAUCUAGGUGACCAUGGAGAGAGAGGACAGAAAGGACAUAGAGGCUUCACUGGUUUGCAGGGUCUUCCUGGACCUCCAGGUACAACAGGUGAGCAGGGAGCUCCAGGAAUAGUUGGACCAAGUGGCCAGAGGGGGCCUCCUGGACCUAUUGGGCCUUCAGGAAAGGAAGGGUACAUCGGACAACCCGGGCCAAUGGGACCUCCUGGAACUCGUGGAAUAAGUGGAGAGAUUGGACCAGAGGGCCCUCCAGGAGAGCCUGGCCCUCCUGGGCCCCCUGGUCCUCCGGGACCUCCUAUGGCAGCCAUGGAUGACCUCUAUGGCGGCCCUCAAGAUUACGACUCUGGACCCCCUCCUCCCCCUGAGUUCAGUGAAGACGAAGCUCUGCCCAACAGCAACUCUUCUAACAUAGUUCCCGUUGACCCUGGCGUCCAGGCCACACUGAAGGCCCUCAGCAGCCAGAUUGACAGCAUGAAGAGCCCAGAUGGCAGCCGGAAGUCUCCUGCAAGGACCUGUGAUGACUUAAAGAGGUGCUACCCAGCGAAGAAGAGUGGGGAGUACUGGGUGGAUCCAAACCAAGGCAGUGCAGAGGAUGCAAUCAAAGUACACUGCAACAUGGACACUGGCGAGACCUGCAUCACUGCCAACCCAUCCAGCAUACCUCGCAAAGUGUGGUGGAGCUCUUCAAGGAAUAAGCCUGUGUGGUUCGGAGCUGACAUCAACAGUGGAACACAUUUUACUUAUGGAAACAAAGACCAGCCUGCAAACUCCAUUACAGUCCAGAUGACCUUCAUCCGCCUGCUUUCCAAAGAGGCUUCCCAGACCAUCACUUACCACUGCAAAAACUCUGUGGGCUACAUGGACGAGAAGACAGGCAACCUAAAGAAAGCUGUGCUCCUCAAAGGCUCCAACGACCUGGAACUCAAAGCAGAGGGAAACAACCGCUUCAGAUACACAGUGGUGGAUGACUCCUGCACAAGAGCCAACGGUAACUGGGGCAAGACAGUGUUUGAGUACAGGACACAGAAAACAGCAAGACUCCCUAUUGUGGAUAUUGCCCCUGUGGACAUUGGUGGUCCAGAUCAGGAGUUCGGCAUCGACAUUGGGCCUGUGUGCUUCUUGUAGAAUCGUCAGCAGGGUUGAGUGGACGAGAAUCCUGAGACUGUUGAACUGACAGCUGAGUGGAUCAGCCACCUUGUACAUAUGAGUACUGAGAACUAUUCUGGCCCUGUGGCAAGAUAUUUAUUGUGCCUUUCAACCCAGUUCAAGACAUCAAUGAUUUGUAAGUUAGAUCAAUGUUUAGAAAUGACCUAAAACAAGUAAAGAUCUGAAUCAUUCUUGUUUUCCUGUGUACGUUUGACUUAAAGCUUCAUGCCUCAAGGUGCUUCAUGGUUUUUUCGCUGGUAGCUCGUUCCAACCACAAGAUUUACAAAAACAUACACGAUUUAUGAUUGAAACAGAUCUGAAAUGUUACAACUGCUGUUUAUAGGCCCAGAAAAGAAAAAUGUCGACCCACCACUACUAAUCUGCAGAGAUGUGUUGGUUUCUUUUUUACAUUUUAAUAGUUGAAAUAUAAAGCAACUCAGUGGUGCUAUUGAGGAAAAGUUUAGAUGAACCAGUGUCUGUAACCAGUCAAAGACCUGCUCAGACGGUCCCUUCCUCGGUGUUAGCUACCUCGUCACCAACGGUGAGAGAACGAUGCCGCUACACAUCGCUCUUUCUUCACAGGUGCUGUUUUGUAAGUAGUGGUCCUUGUGCACUCCGUGGCACAGGACAGGGUUUGGGGAUGCCAAUAAAUCCAUUAUGUCAAC
Molecule: messenger RNA, 5359 nt
Organism: Betta splendens (Siamese fighting fish)
Lineage: Eukaryota; Metazoa; Chordata; Actinopteri; Anabantiformes; Osphronemidae
Gene: col5a2a
Product: collagen, type V, alpha 2a
Exons: 54
Coding region: 189-4673 (1494 amino acids)
Cellular component (GO): collagen type V trimer
Molecular function (GO): protein binding; extracellular matrix structural constituent
Source: RefSeq, a predicted model, not a curated record